This is a messenger RNA of Electrophorus electricus (electric eel), 4025 nucleotides long. NCBI's taxonomy places the organism in Eukaryota, Metazoa, Chordata, Actinopteri, Gymnotiformes, Gymnotidae. The record is from RefSeq and is a predicted model, not a curated record.
ACGCUUCAAACAAGUUUGAAACUGAGGAAGGAAAAUAUUUAUUUAAAAACGGAGACAAGGGCGCUAAAUACAAACAUACCCUAAAUAAAAUGUGAAAAAAUACAAUUAUUAAAGUAUCUGCACUGGCAGAAGUUCAUGGUAAAUACAAGCAAGAAUGGCUCCUCGUCUGCAGCUCGAAAAAGCCGCUUGGCGAUGGGUCGACACAGUCAAACCGGAGGAUAUAACGCAGGAACAUGUUGAGUUAGCAUAUCGUAUUGCUGUACCGGCGUGCAAGAGGGGAGCAUGCAGGCGCAACUGCAAAGGGAACCCAAAUUGUUUAGUUGGUAUUGGGGAACAUUCGUGGUUAGGGGAAAUCGAUGAAAAUACUUUCCACAACAUCGAUGACCCGAACUCUGAACGAAGAGAUAAGAACACUUUUGUGGGCCUGACGAAUUUGGGCGCCACGUGUUACGUGAACACUUUCCUCCAGGUGUGGUUCCACAACCUGGAGCUGCGCAGGACGCUCUACCUGUGCCAGAACUCCAGGGCAGAAGGGCACAGCACAGAGUCAGAAUAUGAACCUAGGACGAUAUGUGAACACCUGCAGUACCUGUUUGCAUUGCUGCAGAACAGCACCAGAAGGUACAUCGACCCCUCGGGUCUGGUGAAAGCACUGGGACUUAAUACUGGGCAGCAGCAGGAUGCACAGGAGUUUUCCAAACUCUUCCUUUCACUCCUGGAAGACACUUUAUCCCAGCAGAAAGACCCAACCCUUCAGAAUGUGAUCCAGCAGCAGUUCUGUGGAGAAUUCUCUUAUGUUACAGUAUGUACCCAGUGUGGCCGCUCAUCUGCUCUUCCAUCUCGUUUCUAUGAGCUGGAGCUCAAUAUCCAAGGCCACAAAACCCUGGCAGAGUGUGUAACGGAGUUCCUCAAGGAGGAGAAGCUGGACGGGGAUAACCGCUACUUCUGUGAGAACUGUCAGAGCAAACAGAGCGCCACCCGGAGGAUCACGCUGCACAGCCUGCCCCGCACACUCAACCUCCAGCUCAUGCGCUUCGUGUUUGACAGGCAGUCUGGUCACAAGAAGAAACUGAACAACUUAAUUAGUUUUCCAGAAAUUCUUGAAAUGGGCUCGUUUUUGGAAGCAAAAGAGGAGAAGUGCACGUAUGACCUGAGUGCUGUGCUGAUCCACCGGGGCGUGAGUGCCUACUCUGGCCACUACAUUGCUCAUGUCAGAGACUCCCGCACCAACGACUGGUACAAGUUCAAUGACGAGGAGAUCGAGAAAAUGGAGGGCAAGAAGCUACAGCUGGGCCUCGAGGAGGAUAUAGCUGAAACUGUCAAGUCUCAAACGCGGAAGCCAAAGUAUAGCAAAGGCUUUCACUGUUCCAGAAACGCUUACAUGCUGGUGUACAAGCGUCGGCUAGACCAGGAGGACCAAACCCAGACCAAUGUGGAGGUGCCAGCCUUUCUCCAGAGGCUUGUGGACCAAGACAAUAAAAAGUUUGAGGAGUGGUGUAGUGAGAUGGUAGACAUGAGGAGGCAGAGUGUGGACAAAGGCAAGGCCAAGCACGUGGAGGUCAAGGAGCUCUAUGAGCUCCUACCAGCGCAAGACGGUGAGCCUUUUGAAUUUGUGCCUGUGGAGUGGUUGAAGAAGUGGCUGGACGACUCGACAGCCACCAAGGCGAUUGACAACAGCCCCUUUCUGUGCAUGCACGGCAAACUGCACCCGGACCGCAUCGGCGAGGCCAAGCGCAUAUCCAACGCCGCCGCGGAGAGGCUGUUCAACCGCUAUGGUGGAGGACCCAGAGUAGACCGGUCCUUUCUGUGUAGAGACUGUGUUACUCGCCGCUGUCAAGUCCUCAGGCUUAAAAAUCAGCUCAGUGAAGACUACCGAGAAGUGACGAACCUCGCCAAGACCCAGCUGAAAAGCGGUGAUGAAGGGUUCUGGAUCGGAAAGGCGUCUCUGAGACAGUGGAGACAGCUGGCGUUGGAACAGCUGGAGGAGGAAGAGGAGGAGACUAAACACACCAACUGCAAAACCAACGGGGAGAAACCCACCUGCACAGGUGCGGAAGAUGGUGAACAAGACAAUGAUGGUGAUGAGGAGGAGAUGAAGAUGUUCAAUGAGGACAUUCUCUGCUGUCAUGGUGGUCUGAGUAUUCAUGAGGGUGAGAGGCGGCUGGUCUCGCAUGAGGUGUGGGGUAAACUGAAGGUGUACUUCCCCAGAGCGCCAGAGUUCAGCCAGCGUCAAGAGUCAUGUCAGCAGUGCACGAGGAUGGAGAAAGAGGGCAAAGAAAAUGAAGCUCUGAACAGAAUGAUGGCCAGUGAGCAGAAGAACUCCCUCCUCAACCUCUUCCAGGAGAAGAAUCGCCCCACGCUACAGAAAUGGCCCCAGGAUACUGAUGUCUUGUAUAUUGUUUCUCUGUUCUUCGUUGAUGAGUGGAGGAAAUUCAUCAGGAGGCCAGCAAAGUCCAACCCAGUGUCCAAUGUGGGGAACAACAUCCUACUGUGUCCUCACGGUGGCUUCAUGUUUACGUACAACUCCAUGAUUCAGGGAGAUGCUCAGCAUAUAGCUCUCCUCUGGCCUGCUGAAUGGGAUGUGAUCUGCAGACUGUUCCUGGUGGACCAGCCAAUUUGCAUAUGCAGGACUCAAGACAUGCAAGACAGCGGUAGCGUGCAGUACCGCACCGAGCCUGAGCUGUGUCGAGAAUGCCGCGAGGGCUUUAUCUUCCAGCAGCAGAGGGACUUGCGGGAGUACGCUCAGGCUACAGUUUACGUACGAAAGGUCAUUGACAGCAAGCGGAUGAUUAAGGAAGCUGCUCCUGAGUUCAGUAUGAGUGGCUCUGAGGCAGAGGAUGAGAGAGAGGAGCCCAAAAUGGAAGGGGAGAAAGACCCCGACUUUAACCAGACUGAUGACGGGGCGAAGCGUCAGAAGCUGAGUGACGCGAGUCCCAGCACAGCUCCGUCAUGCGUCCCCUCCGUGGCCUGCACAGCCACUGCAGGGAAGUCUGGCAUUCGCAGGAGCAUGCGACACAGGAGACUCCGCGGGGAGAAGGCCCUCAUCGUCUCUGCCAACCAGACCCUGAAGGAACUCAAAAUCCAGAUCAUGCACGCCUUCUCUGUCGCCCCAUUUGACCAGAACCUGACGAUAGAUGGCCGCUGUUUGACUGACGACUCGGCUACUCUGGGAAGCCUGGGAGUCUUCCCAGAGAGCAUCAUAUGUCUGAAGGCCGAUGAACCUAUUGCAGAUUAUGCCGCUAUGGACGAUGCAUACCAAGUCUGCUUGCCUGAAGAAGGAUUUAAAGGUACUGGGUUACUAGGACACUGAUGGACGUUCUUGAUGUGGAUGAACGCUAACAUCUCACUGAAGAGAGAAGCUUGAAUUAGUCUGAAGAAUCUUUGAGGGUUCGAAGUUAGAUUUGUUUUUGUGCCUUUCAACUUUUUUUUUUCUUUUUUUUUUCUUUUAUUUUUGUAACUUAAUGUUGCGCCUCCCCUAAAAGCGUCUGUCUUUGGAUACAGGUGUGCUGAGUUUUAAUAUUACAAGAUGUUGAUGCAUUCUGUAAGUGCAUACCAUGACUGUGAAAAAAUACGGGUUGGGACAUUAAACGGUCUUUACAUAACAGUGCUUCUUGCUGGUGCCAGUGUGAUGUUCUCUUGAGAUGAUGGCUUGAUGUGUAGAUACCCGGCUUAGAUUUGCUGGAUGACACAUCUGUACAAUUUCUAGGCACAAAGUUUCAUUCAACGGAAUCACAUGGCUACACCCUGCAAUCUCACUCAGAUAUACAUACGAAUGCAUGAGCAACUUCAAUAUUAAAAAUGUAAGUGUCUGUGUAAUCACAAUGAUACCCUCACCAAAAAUAACUUUAGUAAACCGAUCUUUAGAGAGGCACUCAUUUCCAAAAUAGGAAAAAAUAAACAAAAAAACUCUUGCAAAAUAGUUUAGACGUGUUCUGCUACUACUUGACAUGUUAUGCAGGCCUCUGUGUGAACUAUUCUUUUCUGUAAGUCUUUCAUAUGGGCAAUAAAGUUCCUUUUUUCACAUG